GUUUACUGUAAACAGCUGUAGAUGUCAUAACAUAAACAUAACCAAUAUUACGACGUGCAUCACUAUUAUUUUUGUAUUUUAAUAAAAUUCCACAAAUUAAAAAAUAUUAAAAAAUAAAGCAAUGGCAAAACCUCCGCAGCGUGAUAUUAUCAAGAUAAUAUUCCAAAAUUUCUUUAAAUCUUUUAGACCCCGGCAGAUUCGUGGCAACUACAUUGGAGAGGAUUAUUUUGGCAAUAAAUAUUUUGAAAUACCAGCAGAUCCAUCAAUUGGCAAACGUAAAGCUUCUAGAUGGUUUGAACCGGCCAAUAAGGAAGCCUUUGAUCAAGAACUAACCGCUGAAUGGGAGGCUUGGCUUAGAGGACGCAGAGAUGACCCUCCCACUAAAGAAGAGCUGGUAAGAAAUUUACAAAUUAUGGACAUGAAAAAAAGAAAUGCCGCUGAAUUGGAUGCCAAGUAUGGCAAGAAGGAUGAUCAAGGCAAGUUGGUAGCUCCGGAGAAAGAGACUAUAGGAACUUUUCCUAAAUACAAGGAAUAUGAAAUUAUUCCAAGUAAGGAUCCAGAGAAGAAAUUUUAAAAAGUUUUUAGAGUAUAAAAAUGUGCGUGAUAAUUUAUAUUAAUUAAAUUGUUAGAUGUUUAAUGUUAUAUUUAAUUAAAUAAAUUUUAAAGUAUAUUGGAUUUAUUUCAUUUAAAAAA
This is a messenger RNA of Lucilia sericata (common green bottle fly), 693 nucleotides long. Its product is annotated as NADH dehydrogenase [ubiquinone] 1 alpha subcomplex assembly factor 2. The transcript has a single exon. Gene Ontology annotation, biological process: mitochondrial respiratory chain complex I assembly. The record is from RefSeq and is a predicted model, not a curated record. NCBI's taxonomy places the organism in Eukaryota, Metazoa, Arthropoda, Insecta, Diptera, Calliphoridae. Gene Ontology annotation, cellular component: membrane. The coding region runs from base 122 to 574 and encodes 150 amino acids.